CUGGCCUGCUGUAGAGUGUAUGAACUGACGUGAAUUCCCCCUCAUCUCAGUCGUCAGUUCCACUGGAGCUCUUGCAGACUACAGUCACAGGAGACUACUGAAGAGGACAAUGGAGUACCUGCAAUCCUAUCACUGUUUACUCUGCUACCUUCUGCUGGCUCUUAGAGAUCCUGCACUCUGUGCUAAAGAGAUCACUGUUAGCCCAGCCAAACCUCUUGUCAAGGUGGGAGAUGCUGUGACCUUGAUCUGUGAGACAACCUGCUCCCAAGGCAAACCACACUGGAUGAAACUAGACGAGAGCGAUGUCACUCAGAAUACCACAAAAAACAGAAGUUAUCUCCAUAUUGCAGCUGUACACCCGAAUCACGAGGGAAAGUAUACCUGCACAGCAGAAAAAUGUAGGAAACAGAAGAAGGAAACAAUCCAGCUCAGAGUUUACUCUUUCCCGGUGCCUGUCCUGUCCACAGUGCCAGAGAACCCUGUCUCUGGUCAACCUUUUAAGGUGAAAUGCACACUGACAAACGUUUACCACGGAGAUUAUGACACCGUUGAGAUGCUUCUCUUGCACCUUGAGAGGCUUGAAACAGAACACUCCAAAAACUGUAAUGAUGACAGAUUUUGUGAUCAUACGUGGUCUUCUAAGAAUCAGAUGGGCACUAGCAAAACAGAUUAUCAGUGUGAAACCAAUCUUACUAUUGGCCCUAACAGCUUUACUGAAAAGGCUCGUCUUGCCGUACAUUUCCAGGGUGAUGCUGGUGAUGACUAUAAUGAUCCCAGAAGCACUGCCAUGUCUCCUGAACAGAUGGAAACACAAACGUCAGAACCUGUCAGUACGGAAGGCAAAGGUCAAGGUGAUGCUGGUGAUGACUAUAAUGAUCCCAGAAGCACUGCCAUGUCUCCUGAACAGAUGGAAACACAAACGUCAGAACCUGUCAGUACGGAAGGCAAAGGUCAAGGUGAUGCUGGUGAUGACUAUAAUGAUCCCAGAAGCACUGCCAUGUCUCCUGAACAGAUGGAAACACAAACGUCAGAACCUGUCAGUACGGAAGGCAAAGGUCAAGCAGUGGAGGCCUCCAGCUCCACCACCACGGCCAUGGUUGCACUGGGCUCCAUAGUGGGAUUCCUAUCCAUUCUCUGCUUCCUGGUUUGCCUGAUCAAACGGAGUAAACGCAAGUCACCCUGCAGUGGUCCCGAGAACCAUCCUGAUGGCUGCUGACCACCAUGACAUCAGCUUCAUUUUAUGUUCUCAAGUUUUUGUUUUGUUCCUAUGUGUUAAACGCCAAUGUAGGACUCUAGCCUGCCUACAUGCAACUUCCUAUAACAACUCAAAAGUAAUGUAUACUGAAUCUGACCUCCUCAUGUAAUGCCUGCUGUAUAAAUCUUUUUUUUUUUAACUAGCUAUUAAAAUUAAAGCAAACAUAUAUCCUACAAAUAAUAAUGUACUGGGAAAAUGCCAAAGAAGAACAGUCAAACAGAAACAUUCUAACUAACAUAAAGCAUAAUGUUUGAUUAAUAUCAAAUGUUCAUAAUAAACCUCUUGAGAAACAGGA
Messenger RNA from Oncorhynchus tshawytscha (Chinook salmon), 1550 nucleotides. RefSeq lists its product as uncharacterized. The record is from RefSeq and is a predicted model, not a curated record. Gene Ontology annotation, molecular function: integrin binding involved in cell-matrix adhesion. NCBI's taxonomy places the organism in Eukaryota, Metazoa, Chordata, Actinopteri, Salmoniformes, Salmonidae. Gene Ontology annotation, cellular component: membrane. Gene Ontology annotation, biological process: integrin-mediated signaling pathway; leukocyte tethering or rolling; positive regulation of lymphocyte migration. The transcript has 10 exons. Bases 110 to 1216 code for a protein of 368 amino acids.